Messenger RNA from Canis lupus familiaris (dog), 1814 nucleotides. It is a transcript of the gene BIRC2, whose product is annotated as baculoviral IAP repeat containing 2. The transcript has 8 exons. Gene Ontology annotation, biological process: regulation of apoptotic process; regulation of cell cycle. The coding region runs from base 9 to 1802 and encodes 597 amino acids. The record is from RefSeq and is marked provisional. Gene Ontology annotation, cellular component: cytoplasm; nucleus; spindle microtubule. NCBI's taxonomy places the organism in Eukaryota, Metazoa, Chordata, Mammalia, Carnivora, Canidae.
AGAGGACAAUGGAGGAUAGCACCAUCUUACGAAACCAGACAAUUGGCAACAAACAAAAAAUAAAAUAUGACUUUUCGUGUGAACUCUAUAGAAUGUCUACAUACUCCACAUUCCCGGCGGGUGUUCCCGUCUCAGAGAGGAGCCUGGCCCGCGCAGGCUUCUAUUACACGGGUGUGAAUGACAAGGUCAAAUGCUUCUGCUGUGGCCUGAUGCUGGACAACUGGAAGCCUGGAGACAAUCCUGUUGAAAAGCAUAAACAGCUCUAUCCAAGCUGUAGUUUUAUUCACAGUCUGGUUUCUCUCACCAGCCGGGAUUCCACCUCUAAGAACAUUUCUGCAAUGAGAAACAGUUUUACACAUUCGAUAUCUCCCACUUUGGAACAUGGCUCAUUUAGUGGUUCUCAUUCCAACCUCGCAGCAAACCCUGUGAGUUCCAGAGCAGGUGAAGACUUCUCCCCACUGAGCACUAACCCCUACAGUUACGCCAUGAGCACCGAGGAAGCCAGAUUUCUUACUUAUCACAUGUGGCCGCUAACCUUUCUGUCCCCGUCAGACUUGGCAAGGGCAGGCUUUUAUUAUAUAGGACCUGGAGAUAAGGUGGCCUGCUUUGCCUGCGGUGGGACCCUGAGUAACUGGGAACCAAAGGAUGACGCGAUGUCCGAACACCGGAGACAUUUCCCCAACUGCCCGUUUUUGGAAAAUUCUCUGGAGACCCUGAGAUUUAGCAUUUCAAAUUUGAGCAUGCAGACCCAUGCGGCCCGGUUGAGAACUUUCGUGUACUGGCCAUCUAGUGUCCCCGUGCGGCCUGAGCAGCUCGCAAGUGCUGGAUUCUAUUACGUGGGUCGCAAUGAUGAUGUCAAAUGCUUUUGCUGUGACGGUGGACUGCGGUGUUGGGAGUCUGGAGAUGACCCAUGGGUGGAGCACGCCAAGUGGUUUCCCAGGUGUGAGUUCUUGAUACGCAUGAAAGGGCAGGAAUUUGUGGAUGAGAUUCAAGCUCGAUACCCUCACCUUCUUGAGCAGCUUUUGUCAACAUCAGAUACUCCUGGAGAUGAAAAUGCUGAUCCACCAAUUGUCCAUUUUGGACCUGGAGAAAACCAUUCAGAAGACACAGUCAUGAUGAACACCCCGGUGGUGAAGGCCGCCUUGGAGAUGGGCUUCAGUAGGAUCCUGGUGAGGCAGACCGUGCAGAGUAAGAUCCUGAGCACUGGGGAGAACUACAGAACAGUUAAUGAGAUUGUGUUAGCACUUCUUAAUGCUGAAGAUGAGACCCGGGAGGAAGAGAAGGAAAGACAAACUGAAGAAAUGGCAUCAGAUGAUUUGUCAUUAAUUCGGAGGAAUAGAAUGGCUCUUUUUCAACAGUUGACUUGUGUGCUUCCUAUCCUGGAUAAUCUUUUAAAGGCCAAUGUAAUUAAUAAACAGGAACAUGAUAUCAUUAAACAAAAAACACAGAUACCUUUGCAAGCGAGAGAACUGAUUGAUACUGUCUUAGUUAAAGGAAACUCUGCUGCCAACAUCUUCAAAAGUUGUUUAAAAGAAAUCGACUCUACAUUAUAUAAGAACUUAUUUGUGGACAAGAACAUGAAGUAUAUUCCAACAGAAGAUGUUUCAGGUCUGUCGCUGGAGGAGCAGUUGAGGAGGUUGCAAGAAGAGAGAACGUGUAAAGUGUGCAUGGACAAAGAAGUGUCCAUCGUGUUCAUUCCUUGUGGUCACCUGGUGGUGUGCCAGGAAUGCGCCCCUUCUCUAAGAAAGUGUCCUAUCUGCAGGGGUAUAAUUAAGGGUACUGUUCGUACCUUUCUCUCAUAAAAGUCAGCUAUA